CCGAAAGUUCGUAUAAAUAUCUCCAUAAAAAAAAUCUACUUCCAUCACCUUUUUCUUUCAGGAUCACGCUUUUCAGGUGAUUAAAAAGGAUCAACACGCCGGAAAAAUCAUGUCGACGGUCACUCUUGAGCCUCUAAUCCACCAUUCUUUCCGUCGAACACCGAAAUUUUGCUUAAAUCACCGACAGCCUUCUCCGUCAUCUGUAAAUUACACGCGGAGGCCGCUCUCGGUUGGCGCUGCGAGGUUGAGCUUCUGCAACUGCAAGCAUCGCCCUCGAAGGAAAGCUCUUGCUGUCCGAGCUAGCUCCACAGUUAUCGAAACUUCCGAGGUCGUCUUCGAAGAGACUUUCGAUUUGAAACGAACUCAAAGAGUAGAAGGAAGGAUAUCAAUCAGAUUUGAUAGUGGGAGGGAUGAAGAGAACUGGAAGCUCACUAUAGGGUGCAAUCUACCAGGGAAGUGGGUUCUUCAUUGGGGAGUUCAUUAUGUGGGAGACUCUGGAAGUGAGUGGGAUCAACCGCCUCUAGAGAUGCGACCCCAAGGUUCUAUUACCAUCAAGGAUUAUGCAAUUGAGACUCCUUUAAAGAGAUUGUCCACAGCUUUGGAAGGAGAAUCGUUUUAUGAAGUGGAGAUUGGCUUAAAUAUUAACAGUCAAAUUGCAGCUAUAAAUUUUGUGUUGAAGGAUGAGGAAACUGGAGCUUGGUAUCAACACAGGGGGAUGGACUUCAGAGUGCCUCUCAUGGACUAUGCUCAUGAUGAUAGUAACAUGGUAGGAGGAAAAAAGGGCUUCGGAAUAUGGACAGGGGCGCUUGGGCAGCUGUCUGACAUGCUCCUUAAAUCUGAAGUCGAUCAUACUAAAGGUGAAAAUGGAAGCAAUGGCUCAAGUGAACCUAGGGAACAAACUAGGUGCCUUGCAGAAUUCUAUGAAGAGCAUGUUAUUGUCAAAGAGACUCUUGUUGACAAUUCAGUUACUGUCUCAGUAAAAGAGUAUCCAGAGACAGCUAAAAAUCUUUUACAGAUAGAUACUGAUAUACCAGGAGAUGUACUCAUUCACUGGGGUGUCUGCAGAGAUGAGGGUAAAAACUGGGAACUUCCCGCUAAACCAUAUCCAACAGAAACUACAAUAUUCAAGAAUAAGGCACUACGAACUUUGCUGCAGCAAAAAGAUGAUGGAUCUGGUUCUCAGAGAUCAUUUACUUUGGAUGAAGGACCUGUAGGAUUUGUUUUUGUACUGAAGCUAGAUGACGGCACAUGGUUGAAUUGCAAGGGGAAUGACUUUUAUGUGCCUCUGCCUAGGAGCACAAAAGGUCAACUAAGCGCGACUGAAUCUGAAGUUGAAACGCAAAACAAGGAGCUGGAUUCCUUAGGGGCAUCUGGCUCUACUUCCGAAGCAAUGGAGGCUUCUUUGUAUACUGAUGAAAUCAUUAAUGAGAUUAGAAAUUUGGUCACUGACAUUUCUUCUGAAAAGAACAGAAAUACAAAAACCAAAGAAGCACAAGAGGGCAUCCUUCAGGAAAUUGAGAAGCUAGCUGCAGAAGCCUACAGUAUAUUCAGAAGCUCAGUUCCAACAUUCUCUGAAAGUGCUCUGUUAGAAGCUGAGGCUUUAAAACCUCCCACCAAAAUAUCUUCAGGAACUGGUUCAGGACAUGAGAUCUUAUGCCAGGGCUUUAACUGGGAGUCUCAUAAAUCUGGAAGAUGGUAUUUGGAGCUACAAGAAAAGGCUGAACUGUUAUCAUCACUUGGUAUUACCGUAGUCUGGUUACCUCCUCCUACAGAGUCAGUAUCACCUGAAGGCUACAUGCCGAAGGAUUUAUAUAACUUAAACUCUAGAUAUGGAACUAUUGAUGAGUUAAAAGUUAUUGUGAAGAGAUUCCAUGAAGUGGGAAUCCAGGUUCUUGGCGAUGUUGUUUUAAACCAUCGGUGUGCUAGUUCCCGGAAUCAAAAUGGUGUCUGGAAUAUCUUUGGUGGUCGUCUUAAUUGGGAUGAUCGUGCAGUUGUUGCUGACGAUCCACAUUUCCAGGGAAGGGGCAAUAAGAGUAGCGGAGAUAAUUUCCAUGCUGCUCCAAAUAUUGAUCAUUCCCAAGAAUUUGUGAGGAAGGAUCUCAAGGAAUGGUUAUGCUGGCUGAGGGAAGAAAUUGGUUAUGAUGGAUGGAGACUUGAUUUUGUUCGGGGAUUCUGGGGAGGCUAUGUGAAGGAUUACUUGGAAACAAGUGAGCCUUACUUUGCUGUUGGUGAGUAUUGGGAUUCCCUUAGUUAUACGUAUGGAGAGAUGGAUCACAAUCAAGAUGCUCAUAGACAAAGAAUUGUUGACUGGAUUAAUGCAACUAAUGGAACCGCUGGUGCAUUUGAUGUCACAACAAAGGGAAUUCUUCAUUCUGCAAUUGAGAGAUGUGAAUACUGGAGAUUAUCAGACACGAAAGGUAAGCCUCCAGGAGUUGUUGGCUGGUGGCCAUCUCGUGCUGUGACCUUUAUAGAGAAUCAUGAUACGGGUUCUACACAGGGUCAUUGGAGAUUUCCAGGUGGAAAGGAAAUGCAAGGAUAUGCUUACAUCCUUACACACCCAGGAACCCCAUCUGUUUUCUACGACCAUGUUUUCUCUGGGUAUCAAUCUGAAAUAGGAUCUCUCCUCUCCCUCAGGAAGCGGAACAAGAUCCAUUGUCGGAGUACGGUCAAAAUAACCAAGGCAGAAAGGGAUGUUUAUGCAGCAAUGAUUGAUGAAAAGUUGGCGGUGAAAAUCGGACCAGGCUAUUACGAACCCCCAAGUGGACCCCAGAACUGGUCUGUGGCUCUCGAAGGCAGUGAUUACAAGGUCUGGGAAUCAUCAUAAGAGAAACCGCAGUUGCCAUUUAACGUUUGAAGCAUUUAAGAACAAGUUACUCGAGAUUGUCUCUGUGACUAGGUAAAAUUGUUUGCCUACUCGUCAGGGGCAAAUUCCUUUGGAAAGUUCAGUGCUUUUGUACUUGUACGCAUGUUACUAUUUAUUGUAGUUAGUAUUCAGGUUUGCUGGCCUCGUAUAUAUUAGUCUUCUUCAUACAUGAUGUAUAGAUACAAAACAUAUAUUGUGUUGCCUUUUGGAUGGUAGCAAUAGAGAAAGCUUCCAUGGUCUAUAGUAUUCAGUAUUCCAGUUAUUACAAUUGUAAGAUUAGAAACAAUAAUGUAUUAGCAGCAGCAGAUAUAUCUAUAUAU
Molecule: messenger RNA, 3183 nt
Organism: Ipomoea nil (Japanese morning glory)
Lineage: Eukaryota; Viridiplantae; Streptophyta; Magnoliopsida; Solanales; Convolvulaceae
Product: alpha-amylase 3, chloroplastic
Exons: 13
Coding region: 110-2824 (904 amino acids)
Biological process (GO): carbohydrate metabolic process
Molecular function (GO): calcium ion binding; alpha-amylase activity
Source: RefSeq, a predicted model, not a curated record